AUGGACCAACAACGUCUGCUGCUUGUGCUCGUUUUACUUCAUCAGCAAACAGAUGGAAAGUACUUCCACAUCCUGAAGACGUGCCAGUUCUGGCAGAACGACCUGCAGUACUCCAUUCAGUACCAGUACGACGGGCGUCUGCAGGCCCUGUACAACAGCUCCACGGAGAAGGUGGUAGGAUUUACUCAAUACGGACUCCAGUUUGCAAACGAAGUUAAUAAUAAUCCUCACUUCCUGGCGGUCAGGAGACAGGACCUGAACUUCUACUGCAAAGUCCAGAGUGCUCUGGUGUUGAAAGCCAGUCAGGACAAAGCAGUUCCUCCGGUCAGCAGGCUGAGGUCAGCCAGCUCUGUCGGCGGCGGAGACUCUGAGGUUCUGGUCUGCAGCGCCUACGACUUCUACCCCCGCCAGAUCACACUGACCUGGCAGCUGGACGGCAAAGUCAUACCUGACCCUCCAGGUGUGGUCGUCACAGAGAUGCCUGGCGGGCCGUGGCGUUACCAGAUCCACUCUCGCCUGGAGCUCCCGCCAAACACAGGGCAAGAUGUCAGCUGCAUGGUGGAGCAUGCCGGGCUGCAAGAGCCGCAUGUGAUGCGACUCCAGCUGCAGUCCGAUACCAUCAGUCUCCCAGUGGGAGGAGCUGUUCUGGGACUGGGAGCAAGUUUCCUUUUCUGUGCGAUAGGAUGUUACUGUAAAAAAACACGAUGAGCUCAAACUAACUGCUACAACAUCCAAGCACAGUUUCUCCAUGUGAACCAAUGAGGGAAAUCACAAUGGAACAACUCCAGCACUGGUUUCCAGUAUAACUGCAGUCCAACUACAUAGUGAACACACAAUUCAGACUUGUUGUUUGUCUAUGUUUAUGCCUUAUUAUUAUUGCCUAUAUUACAGGAGGAUCUUAACUUAAUUUAUUUUAAUUAUUGUUAUAUAUAACAGAUGAUGUGAUUAUAUAAUCAUAAAUGAUCAAUGGUUCCCUAAAAAUCAAAGAAGAGAGCAAAGACCUGAAAGUUAAAGCAUAUUAGUGAAUCAGUUUCCUUUUCUUCUUUUCUUAAUCAUCUCACAACCACAUCUGGUGACCCUUUGGAGGGCCUGACCCCUCAGGUUAGGAACCACUGCUAGUGGACUUCUUAGAAAGUAGUUAAAACAGUGAGAAGGUAAUACUUGAUUGAAAAAAGGGACUUUUACUUGUAAUGGAUUACUUUUACAGUGUACAUAGAAUAGUAUAGUAAUAGUAAAGGUCUUCCAACCCUGAGUGUAAGUAGUACCAGCAUUAUUUUGGGAGUUGUAGUAGUGAAGUCACAGAAGUUGUACUAGUACUACAAAUAAAAAUAAUAAUAAUGUCAUUAUUAAUGUUCAAGUUAGUAUAAUUAGCAGCAUUGUGUUUUUUUAUUAUAUUAUUUGUCACAUGCUGCUGUUUGCUGUUCACUUUGAUUUUUCUAUUUGUUACAUUUAUAAAUGAAUACUUUCAGAUGAAGCCUUUGAUCAUAAGCUUUUAUUUUGAAAAUAAAGAACGGGAGUGGAUAUGCGCGUUUCGGCUUUUAUUUUGGAGUAGAAGCUUUGAACGGAAGCUGUUUAUUUAACGGAAGUCGAAUGUUAUCGUGUUUUGU
Molecule: messenger RNA, 1607 nt
Organism: Centropristis striata (black sea bass)
Lineage: Eukaryota; Metazoa; Chordata; Actinopteri; Perciformes; Serranidae
Product: class II histocompatibility antigen, M beta 1 chain-like
Exons: 4
Coding region: 1-708 (235 amino acids)
Biological process (GO): antigen processing and presentation of exogenous peptide antigen via MHC class II; immunoglobulin production involved in immunoglobulin-mediated immune response; immune response
Cellular component (GO): membrane; MHC class II protein complex
Molecular function (GO): MHC class II protein complex binding
Source: RefSeq, a predicted model, not a curated record